Miscanthus lutarioriparius is the source of this 984-nucleotide messenger RNA. Lineage: Eukaryota; Viridiplantae; Streptophyta; Magnoliopsida; Poales; Poaceae. The record is from the annotation of a GenBank genome assembly.
AUGGCGGCAGGUUCUGGCCGAAGGUUCGCCGCCGGCGAUGCUCCGGCGAGACGGUGCAACCUGGAGCGGUUCCUCGAGGCCACCACGCCCGUGGUUGCGUCCAGCUGCUCCUCCAAGGAUUCCGUGAAUGGUUGGGGGCAAUCAGAUGUAGAUGACUCGUUGCCAUUCUUCACUCUGAGCGACCUCUGGGAUUCAUUCAAGGAGUGCAGCGCGUACGGCAUUGCUGUACCCCUUGUUCUGAACAGUUGCAGUGAUGGCGUUGUUCAGUACUACGUCCCUUACUUAUCUGCAAUCCAGCUUUAUGGAGGAUUCAGGAGGCACAUCGGCCCUUUGAGGACGGGUGCACAGGAGAGCGACAGCGACGUGGAGCGCGAGACGAGCUCCAGCACGAACACGUUCUCCGCCCAGGAGGCGAGCGAGAGCAGCACCAGCAGCGGCAGCGAAGCUUCCAGCGACGAAGGCGAACCAGGAAGCUGGUGCCAGGAGCGGCUCCUCUUCGAGUUCCUGGAAUCCGAGCCCCCCUACCAACGUGAGCCGCUGGCUGAUAAGAUUUGUAGCCUCGCCCAGCGGUCUCCGGAGCUCAAGACUCUCAGGAGCUGCGAUCUGUCGCCGGCGAGCUGGAUCUCCGUUGCAUGGUACCCGAUCUACCGGAUCCUGACGGGGCCGACGCUGCGCGACCUGGACGCCUGCUUCCUCACCUACCACUCCCUGUCCACGCAGUUCGCAGGUGCGGGCAACAGCAGCCCCAAACCGACGGCGGCGACCGCCACCACACGCAGUGCGCCCGUGACGGCGAUGUGGCUCCCGACGUUCGCGAUGGCGUCGUACAAGGUGAAGGCCGCGGCGUGGACUCCGGGCUGGCGCGACCGGCAGAUGGCCGCGUCCCUCGCGCAGGCCGCCGACGCCUGGCUCAGGCUCCUGCGCGCGGACCACCCCGACCACCGCUUCUUCGCCGCCCGGCGGGCUCCCACCAGGAGAUGGUGA